CCCAAACCUCUCUCAACCUUCCCCGGGCUCGUAGCUACCCACUCCACACCCCCCUCGUCAACAGUUCCACCAGCAGGCGGUUCGACAAGUCCCAUCAACACUUCAAUCAAUCCACUACUGUUCAAGGUUACCUUGGCCGGUUUACCAGGACGACAAGUUUCCUCAACCACGCUACACGUUCGAUCCUCCACUCGUGUUCAUCAACCCGCAAAACUUCAGUAAAAAUGUCCGCACCUGUCGACAGUGUCACCGCCCAGAUGGCCACCACCUCCCUCACCGACAACACCGCUCCCGCAGCCACUACCACCACGACGGAGAGCACCGGCGCCCAGCAGCCCACCGCAGCCGAGGACGAGGCUGUGCGUGCGAGCGCCGCCGAGGGCAGGCGACUUUACAUUGGAAACCUCGCAUAUGCGACCACCGAGGGGGAGUUGAAGGACUUCUUCAAGGACUACUUGGUCGAGUCCACGACCAUCCCCACCAACCCGCGUACCUCGCGCCCCGUCGGCUACGCCUUUGUUGCCCUCUCGACGCCGUCUGAGGCCGAGCGUGCCAUUGCCGAGCUCAACGGCAAGGCCAUCCUCGACCGCAAGGUCUCGAUCCAGCUUGCCCGCACCCCCGAGGCUCACGCCGAGGGUGCUGGCAGCGGUGCCGAGGGCAACACUGGCGAGGCUCGUCGCCGUACUUCCACCCGUGGACGUGGCCGCGGUCGUGGCCGUGGCGGCCGUGCUGGACGCGGAGGACGUGCUACCGACGCCGAGGGUGCCGAGCACGUCGAGCCCUCCACCGAGGCUCCUGCCGAGUCCACUCCCACAAAUGUACCCGGCCAAGUUGCCCCCCUGACCGAGACUACGAACGAAGCACUCACAGCAAAGAAGGGCGCCGACAAGGCAGAGAAGGCUGCUGCUCCUCGCGAGCGCAAGCAGCGUGGUCCCCCCGAGGAUGGCGUUCCCUCCAAGACCAAGGUCAUGGUUGCCAACCUGCCUUACGACCUGAAGGAGGACAGGCUUCUUGAGAUCUUCAAGGACUACUCUCCUACCCAAGCCAAGAUCGCUCUCCGCCCCAUUCCCCGCUUCAUGGUCAAGAAGCUCCAGGCCCGUGGUGAACCCCGCAAGGGCCGUGGUUUCGGUUUCGUCACUCUCGGCUCUGAGGAGCUCCAGCAGAAGGCAUGCGCUGAGAUGAACGGCAAGGAGAUUGAGGGCCGUGAGAUCGCCGUUAAGGUCGCGAUUGACUCGCCAGGAAAGGAGGACGAUGCGCCUGACGCGCCUGCCGACGGCGAGGCUCCUCUGACCGAGGCGGCUGCCACCAACGAGAAGGCGGAGAAGGCUGUCGAGAACCCUCCGGCUACGACUACACCUGCUGCUUAGGUGGCUGCAGCUGCCUAGAUGCGUGCUUUUUCCCAGCGGGCGCGCAUUUGACGCUACAUUACGCUGUGGAUCUGUGUAUGGAAGAUUUCUGGCCUAUUGACAUCUAGCAUUUAUCCUGAUAGAGAUAUAUAGGCCGGGGCCUUUAGCAUCUUAGUUCGUUCGAGUUAUCUGGUUAUAUCCGCAAAAAAGUGGGAAUUCGGAGUUCAUCACGGCAAUGAUGUUUAUGGUGGACGAUGUCGGGUUCAUUACGGUUACGGAAAAAACUUUGAGUUAGCUAGUCCGAGCCAUGAGACAUGGAAUCAAUGAAUAAAGAAACGAAAUAUGCCUUUUGACGCCCGAAUGGCGUCUCUAUGGCUAAUGAUUUAGUAAUUUUACGAUAUUGGUCAAUUUUGGU
Molecule: messenger RNA, 1761 nt
Organism: Exserohilum turcica Et28A
Lineage: Eukaryota; Fungi; Ascomycota; Dothideomycetes; Pleosporales; Pleosporaceae
Exons: 4
Coding region: 225-1367 (380 amino acids)
Cellular component (GO): ribonucleoprotein complex; cytoplasm; nucleus
Molecular function (GO): mRNA binding
Source: RefSeq, a predicted model, not a curated record